Molecule: messenger RNA, 384 nt
Organism: Pipistrellus nathusii (Nathusius's pipistrelle)
Lineage: Eukaryota; Metazoa; Chordata; Mammalia; Chiroptera; Vespertilionidae
Source: the annotation of a GenBank genome assembly
AUGCGGGCCCCGCGCCCCGCCCCGGUGCUGCUGCUGCUGCUGCUGCUGUGGCCGCUGCUCGCCCCCCGCGCCGGGGCCGCCGUCAUCACCGGGGCUUGCGUGGACGACUUCCAGUGCGAUGGAGACACGUGCUGUGCUGUGAGCCUGUGGAUCAGGGGCCUUCGGCUGUGCACACCCAUGGGCCGAGCAGGGGACAGCUGCCACCCGCGCUCUCGGAAAAACCAUUUUGGAAAUGGAAGGCAGGAAAGAAGAAGGAGGAAGAGAAGAAAAAGGAAAAAGGAGGUUCCAUUUUUUGGGCGGAGGCUGCUUCACACGUGUCCGUGCAUGCCUGGCCUAGCCUGCUCACGAGCUGCAGUCAACCGAUUUGUUUGUUCCCGAAAGUAA